This is a messenger RNA of Arvicola amphibius (Eurasian water vole), 1975 nucleotides long. Its product is annotated as adenylate kinase isoenzyme 1. Gene Ontology annotation, cellular component: cytosol; cytoplasm. The transcript has 5 exons. Gene Ontology annotation, biological process: nucleoside triphosphate biosynthetic process. NCBI's taxonomy places the organism in Eukaryota, Metazoa, Chordata, Mammalia, Rodentia, Cricetidae. Gene Ontology annotation, molecular function: ATP binding; AMP kinase activity. The coding region runs from base 377 to 895 and encodes 172 amino acids. The record is from RefSeq and is a predicted model, not a curated record.
UCCGUGUCACGUUAGAAGGAUCUUGUGUUUCUGAUCUCCAAACCCUUAAGUCUCAGAAAAAGCUGGGAGAGACAGUCUUUAAAAAACAAAAAGCAAAUAAACCUCUCGGCGCGUGCGUCACAGCCUGACCCGGAAGCAGAACUGCCACUCUGAUGGCAGUUACCUCAGUAUCCACUUCAGCUUCGCCUCCGACCUCUGAGAAGAAUGAAGCCACCUUCAGCCAGCGCUCUCUUCUAUAGCGUGACUGAUUGACUCACGGCGCGCGGCCACGCCCUCCGUGACGUCACGGCGCAGGCACCGCGAUGUACUGAAGUCCCUCCUGAUCAUCUUCGUGGUGGGCGGCCCCGGCUGCGGGAAAGGGACCCAGUGCAGAAACAUGGCCACCAAAUACGGCUUCUGCCAUGUGGGGCUGGGCCAGCUGCUGCGGGAGGAGGCUCAGAGGAGCACCAAGCGGGGCCGGAAGAUCCGGGACAUCAUGCAGCAGGGCCUCCUGGUACCCACGGGUCUCAUUCUGGACAUGGUCAGUGACAGCCUGUUGUCUUGUCCGGAGAGCAGCGGUUUUCUCAUCGAUGGCUUCCCCAGAGAGCUGGAACAGGCCAAAGAGUUUGAGCGAAUUGUGGGCAGGGCCCCCAACGCAGUCAUGGUGUUUGACUGCUCCAUGGAGACCAUGGUGCGCAGAGUGUUGCGACGUGGACAGGUGGAGCACCGGGCAGACGAUUCAGAAUCGACCAUCCGCAAGCGUCUAGAAACAUACUACACCCUGGCACCGAUAGAUGUGAGCCACUGGAUGUGCUUAGCUCCUGAAAGCUACAAUGGGGUCCCAAUGCUGCACCUGUGUAGCCAUGAAGCCCUGAUGCUUCCCAUACGUCUGGCUCAGCACAGGGGUGUUAGGUAAGGGACUUUGGUGGUGUUCUCAUCUCUGUGGGAACAAGCAUUGGAGACUCUGCCUUCUGCUCCCUGUACCCAUGGGGUCUCCACUCCCUCCACACCCAUUGCUGUCACCCAGGCUGCAAACCUGCUCACAUCAGGGCUUGCCUUGAAGCAGUUAUGGGAGCAUAGAUCUUGCCAUGGGCUGUACCCUUGACCCCAUGGCUUCCUCUCCCCUAGAUCUUGGCUGAAGAAGCCCCCGAGAGCAUUUUUGCCAAGUGCUGCUUAGUCAUUGAGAGUCUGCAGUGAGGCAGGGAGGGGCCAACGUCCAGCCUACUCCACCCCCCACAGUACACAAGACCCAGGCCUGUGAGGUGAGACCUUGGUGAUAACAGGGUGCCUUGUGGGAAGACAGGCACUUAACAUAGCCAGAGAGCAACUACCUUCACCUAGAGGUGGCAGCUGUCACUGCAUCAUGUGGACACUGGUCAUUUUGUAUUGUGUCAUGGUCUGCAAGGGGUCUGAAGGCAGCUUUGGAGAGUAGGUUCUUUUGGUCCUGAUGCUGUGGCCCAUAAGCCCAUCCCCCAUCUGGCUGGGGUUACAGGGGAGUCAAUGCACCUAAUUUGGGGACCAGCACUUUCACCUGCUGUGCCAUCUCCCUGGCCUUGACUGAUUUUGAUCACAAAAGGUAACUUCACAAGCUGGCACACUGCCUCAGAGACCUUGGCACUACCCACUUUGUCCAUGCAUCCCAAGUGGCUUUCACUCAUGCAGGCCUGACGUCUACUUCCCACUCAGUAUUCACCACACACAGGCAAGUAAGGCCUGUGCCCCAAUGGGAUGUUUCCACAAGGCAGCCUUAGUGACAAGUGUGGCCACAUCCAUGGGAACAUGCACCCCGGGGAUCAUCCUCAGUGCCUGGCUCCCCAGGUCCCAGAGGGAAAGAGUACAUACAGCUGGGCAGGCUCCCCAAAAGGAAGGGGACCGCACUCACUCAUCACCUCUACCCCACUCACUCUGUGUGUAAUGAAAAGAGAGGUCAGGAAAAGGCAGGCCUGCAAACUGUCUCCUAAAAACCAAGACAAAAUCCCCACAUGAAGCCGCUCGC